Messenger RNA from Naegleria fowleri, 3093 nucleotides. RefSeq lists its product as uncharacterized. The record is from RefSeq and is a predicted model, not a curated record. The transcript has 3 exons. Lineage: Eukaryota; Heterolobosea; Eutetramitea; Acrasida; Naegleriidae. The coding region runs from base 1 to 3093 and encodes 1030 amino acids.
AUGCGAAGCUUGGUGCGAGGAUUUGGAGGAGGCAAUAAGAAACCUUUCUCAUCAUCAUCAUCACCGAUGACCAAUGACCAUCAAAAGACGGGAAAGGGCAGUCCUUCCCGAACAACAGGAUUUAAUUUAUUUAAAAAGAGAAAUACAAAGAACCAUCAUGGAUCAUCAUCGAGUAUUAAUUUAUUAGCAGAGGCUUCUUCUUCGCCGCCAGCUGCUGGAUCACCAUCGGCCACGAGUUUACCGGAAAAGAAGGACCUAUUGGGAAGUAGGAUCAGUUCAACAUCCACUUCUUUGGCCUCAACAACAACCACCUCAUCAUUCAGUACAGUGGUGUCUUCAAAAACUGAACGAAGAUUAUCGGAUAUGAAUGUAGAGGAAAUUGACGAAGACGAGGAUUUGAAUAAAUUGGAUAGAAAUACUACUUUCAAACUCACAGAUGAUUCAUUGUUACUUCCGAGUUUGAGUGAAGGAGUAGAAUAUGACGAAAAUUAUUUGUUGCAUCGUGGGUUUUUAGUGAAAGAAGGAGCCAAUGUGCAUAGCUGGAAGAAACGAUAUUUUAAAUUAUUCACCACAAGAUUAGAGUAUUACAAAUCUGAAAAUGACUCGAAACCUAUUAAUCAAAUUCCAAUUACAUCAUCCACACAAGUGGGAGAAGCUCCAGAGAAGCAUCUUCAAAAAAAACAUACUUUCAAAAUUAUUAACCAAGAUAGAGUGUUGUUCGUGAGUGCAGCAAACAGAGAUCAGAUGCUUGAUUGGAUUAAAAGAAUUAAACAAGCUGUAGCUUCCUCGCAUUUGGUAAAUUCAAAAUCAAAUCAAAGAAAGCAAACCAAUGCAAAUUACAAAGAUUACCUUUUAUCAACAUUUUCAGAAAAGAGAAAAGGAAGAUUACGGUCCCAUAAUGCUCUAUCAACUAUGCCAUUUGAUCAACUUUCUUCGACAUUUUCUCUCAAUGAAAAAGAAAAAAAGAAAACAAUUGAGUCAUUCUGCAAAACAUUUUUUGAAAGCGGAAGAGAAAUUGACAUCGUUGGAGGAUCCUUUAAAAACAAUUUUGCUAAAUAUUAUUCAACACUAAGAAAACUAUUGAGCUCUUCAGCAUUUCCGAUUGAAACAUUUGAAUAUGUGUUGACAGGGCUAUGCCAAUAUGAAAAACCACAGCCAUUUAUUGGAGGUUUUCCAAUAUAUCUAAAAGGUUCAUUUUAUAUCAUUGUGAGCCCUUCAAAUGAUAUCAAAUGGAUUGGCUUCCACAGCAUGAUCCUCAACAACAGCACUGUGAUAUUAUUUUCGCUUGGAGAUGUAGAUAGAGUAUUUUUCAGAGCCUCUCAACAUGGUAAAGAGGAAAGCUAUCACUUGUCUUUUGAAUUUAAUUCUUUACAACGUGUACAGCGAAGGACGAACAUAUUUUCAAGCUCUAAUAGUUCGAUCAACAGGUUAGAUUUUCGAUUUUCAGAUAGGCAUAUUUGGAGCUAUAUAGUGUUUGAGUUGGCCAGGUAUAAAUUCUUUCCUGUUGUUGAGGGUGACACUGUGGAUGCUGUCGACGAAGAAUUAUCGACUCCUGUCACUCCAUUGGACCGAUCCAGAGAUAAAUCAGUGGCUUCAUUGGUACCACAAUUACAAGAACCAUUUCCUAAACAACAUCAGCAAGAGCCAACAGAUAUGAGGAUUGAAAAUUCUUCUUCAACUCCACUACAAGGAUCGUCAGCUGCUUUUGAAAGUGAUGAGGAUCAGGACGAAGACAAGUCAGAGAGUAUCCACGAGACAGAGUCACGAAAGGAGAACUCAACGGAAUCAGCUCAUGUAGAAGAUGAAGAUGAACCUCUCACAGAAAAAGAUGAAUCUGAAAAUGUUGAUAAUGAUCUUACCAAUAUUGAAACGUUAACAGAAAAGAUUCCUCCAGCGAGUGAAAUUACCUUUCCUAAAAAAAAGAAGAAAAAGGAGAAUCAUUAUGUAGAUGUUCAUCACCAUAUUCGGCAAUUAGAAGAAUAUGCCCAAGAUGAAUUUAUUUCUCUCUUCUCUAAUUUAUAUUACAAUCAAUUCAGUGAAUUGAACAAGACCAUGACACAGGGUCAAAUUGUUUUUGCCGAUGAACGAGUAGUUGACAAAAUUUUUUCCACUUACCUCAGAGAAAAGGAUCCUCUUAUGACCUCUUCUGGAAUGUUCUAUCUCACUAAUAAUUUUUUAUGGUUUGACUCGAUAGACAUGCAAUCUCAUGGACCUCGGCCCUAUCAAUGGAUGAUUCAUUUGGGUGACAUUUUUUCAAUUCAAGUGAAUAUUUCUCUUUUUGUUGUACGAAUCACUCUCGGAAAAAGCCAUAAUUUGUAUAUUUCUCUAGAUGGAGAGUAUGAUUUUGGAUCAUUUAAAGCUGAUAUUGGAUUUAACGAUUUGAUAACGCUAGAUAUUAACAAUAUCAUAAGUUUGAGAGAAAAAAGAUUUCUGUCAUCCUUGCGAAUUGUUUAUUGUCUCGUGAAAAAGAUUCAAUUUGCAUACAAUUUGGAUCGACAAGUAUUCCAUUAUGAUGAACAUUUGGGAUCAAUUCUUAGAAAUGAAGAUGAAGAUGACCAUAACUUGACAAGUGAAGCAAGCAAUUCGAAUAGCGACUCUUCGGUAGAACUUGCAAUUCUCAAUAUUGGAAGUGUGAGGGAAUCCAUGAUUAAUAACUAUUUUGAACAACAUCAAUCCAAUUCCAAAGAAGCAACUCCCACCACUCUCAAUAAUACUGAUACUGAUUUCGAUGAUACCACCAAUGAUGCAGUGAAUGAUGACAAUAAUGAUGAAUACUUUGAUUUACAAACAUUUGAAGUUGAACUUGUGCGAAAGUUUAAGAACAAAAAGGUCAAGGUGAUUGCAAAGCAAAAUGUUGUGGAUGAUUCAAAAAUUAUUGAAAUCAAAGAUGUCAACAAGGACAAGACCAUCACAGAGAUACCCAUCAAUGAAAACACCAAUGUUGCUCUCUCAGGUAAAAACGUGUUCUCAUUGUCCUUUCAAUCCAAAAAGAAAAAGAAAACAGAGGUUAUGAAAUUUGAAUGCAAAACGAUUGAUGCAUCUUUUGUUGUAAAUUAUUUCUCUGAUUUUUUGUUAUCAGGAAGUGUAGAUUAG